Anoplophora glabripennis (Asian longhorned beetle) is the source of this 5546-nucleotide messenger RNA. RefSeq names its product CD109 antigen-like. Gene Ontology annotation, cellular component: extracellular region. The coding region runs from base 237 to 4670 and encodes 1477 amino acids. Gene Ontology annotation, molecular function: endopeptidase inhibitor activity. The transcript is spliced from 17 exons. The record is from RefSeq and is a predicted model, not a curated record. Lineage: Eukaryota; Metazoa; Arthropoda; Insecta; Coleoptera; Cerambycidae.
GUAGUGUAGUUCAGCGCCUGCUACUCGGUAGAGCGCGAUCGAAUUGGGUAAAAAAACAAACGAAACAUUCAAUUUAAAACGAUACGAAACACGCGGGGUUGUUUCUCGAUUUACUUAAAGUACGAAAACAAAAAGCGAAAUAUAGAAGAGGUAUUGAAAUAGUGAAUUAUUGAUUUUGAAAUCUUUUACCGGAGUGAAAAAUGUAUUGUCUGUGAUAUAUAAACAUAGAAGGAAUCAUGAAGGCCAGUGUGGUGAUUUUUUUGUUCUACAUUGCGAGUGGCCUUUCCGAAGGGUACUACAACGUGAUAGGCCCUCGUGUCAUCCGCCCAAACAGCGUAUAUCAUUGCGCUGUUAGCCUGCAAAGCAUCUCAGAACCCACCUCCGUCACAGUCACUAUCCAGGGCACCUCCUUCAACGGCACGUCGUUCUUCACCAGGGACCUGGUAAUCGUCCAGCCGUAUUCCUCCAAAAUAUGCGCCCUCGAAGUGGGCGACUUAACAGAUGGAGACUACAAACUAAUAGUCCAAGGCUCGAGCGGUCUGGACUUUCUCUCAGAAUUCCCCUUGGAAUUCAUCGACAAGAGCUACUCAGUCUUUGUCCAAUCCGACAGACAAGUCUACCAACCGGGUUCCAAGAUCUUAUUCCGUGCCAUCGUCCUAAAUUCCCAGCUGAAACCCGCUGUUGAACUGAGAAACGAACCACUGCACAUCUUCAUAUCUGAUGGGCAAGGGAACAAGGUGAAGGAAUGGAAGGGGGUGGAAGCCAUCAGGGGUGUGUUUACGGGAGACCUGAAGCUCAGCGACAAUCCCGUGCUGGGUAACUGGAAUAUAUCCGUGAUGAUCCACGGCCAGACAUACAACAAGACGGUGGAAGUUGCUGAGUACGUCUUGCCCAAGUUCAUGGUCAACAUACAAACUCCCAAGCAUAUAACUUUCAAGGAGAACGUUAUCAUCGCUAACAUAGACACGAAAUACAGCUACGGAGAAAAGGUGAAGGGAAACGUGACAGUCACGGUAUUUCCCACUAUUUUCUCGGGAGUUCUCCAGCCAAUCUUUCAGACUCCUUAUCGUAAAGUCCUGGAAAUAGACGGGUCAACCACAGUCCAGUUCGACAUCGACAAAGAUCUCGGUUUAAACGACGAGUAUGAAAGGAACGUUGUGAUCGACGUCGUCGUCGAAGAAAAACCCACGGGACGUAGGCAGAACAACAGCGUGGCGGUCCACAUCCACAAAUACGACUACCAUAUGGAACUGAUUAAAACAGCUAAUUACUUCAAGCCAGGAUUGAAGUACACUGCUUACAUAAAAGUAACCAACCACGAUGGGACGCCAGUGAAGUCUGGACCUUUGGAUGUAACAGUCAGGCACGGAUACUCAAGAGUUGAUGAAGUUUACGAAGUCACCAAACACAGACUGGAUCAAAAAGGGGUGAUCAAAUUGGAGUAUAUUACUCCAGUGGAGGUUACCAAUGCAACAGCUCUUCGAAUAGAAGCCGAAUUCCGAGACUUAAAGGAAAGAAUCUCCCCCAUCCCGGCGGCUGUGUCCUACAGCAACAACUUCCUACAAGUCAGCCUCGAGAGCGACAGGCCCAUCGUCAACUUGGACGUGGAGGUUGGGGUGAACUGCACCGAGCCCUUACGGUACAUCAACUACGUCCUGAUGGGCCGUGGAGACGUCCUCCUCACCAACACCUUCCAAGUCGACAACAAAAGGGAAUUCAAAUUCCAUUUCGUGGCCACGCACGCCAUGGUUCCGGUUUGUCACUUGAUCGUGUACUACGUCAGGUCUGACGGAGAGUUAGUGGGGGACGCUUUGGAUAUCGAGGUGGAUAGACUGCUGCAGAAUUUCGUCGAUGUACAAGUUAACACCUUGGAGACCGAACCUGACUUAGAUGUGGAAUUAACGAUAAGGGCCCAACAGAAUUCCUACGUAGGGUUGUUAGCGGUGGACGAAAAUGUGGCUUCGCUCAGGGAGGGCUAUGAUUUAUCGAUGAAGGGAGUAGCCGAUGAGCUGAAGAGGUACGACGCAGCAAUGGGAACGCCGUAUCCGCAGUUCAAGAAGAACGCCAAGCAACAGUUCGAGUGGAAGCCGGGCGCGAGCAACCCCCAUUCGGCUGUUUAUGAAUCUGGAGCUGAUCUUUUGACGAACGCCCAUGUCAACAGGUACCAGCCUACACUGGAGGACAUUUACUUGCGGCCAGUAUUUUACGGUUCCUCAACCGUUAAGCCAGACCGUGGCUUCGGCCUCCCCCUCCUCUCCGUAACAAGACCUCCGCUAGAUGGCCCUUACGCCUUCAGCCGAAUCCCUCGUCCCGUUUGGAACAAACCCAAGGUCUACCUCACUCACGACAUAGCGCCAACCUGGCUCUUCAACAACUUUUCCUCGGGUCACGAGGGGAAGACUUCCUUAAGGCGGAGAGUCCCAGGUUCUCUGAACACCUGGACCAUCACCGGUUUUUCCCUGGAUCCUCUUCACGGCCUUGGCCUCGUGACCUUACCGAAGAAACUGAAGGUGUCCAAAGCCUUCGCCGUUACUUUGGAACUGCCUUAUUCCGUUCAAGUAGGCGAGAUUUUGGCUGUGCCUGUGGUGGUGAGCAAUUACAUGAACGUAGACGUUAAUGUGGAAGUAACGCUGCACAACACCGGACAGAAAUUCGAAUUCGCCGAAGUUUCCAAUGAAGUUAGCGAUACUAAGAAAGUAGAACUAUACCGAAGAAAGAAUAUUAGCGUGAAGAAAAACUCUGGAACUUCUGUUUCUUUCAUGAUAUUAGUGACAAAGAAAGGACCUGUGGAGAUAAAAGUAACCGCUAACAGUCCAAGAAGCCAGGACGUAGCAGUGAAGCAGUUACUCGUGUUGCCUGGCGGUGAAACCGAGUACUACACCAAGUCGGUUCUUCUCGAUUUAAGAGAAACUCGCAACAUCAAACAGUCCAUCAACUUCACGAUUCCUAAGAACGUCGUAGAAGAUUCGGAAAAGGUAGAAGUAUCGGUAGUGGGCAGUUUCCUCGCACCUGCCAUGGUCCAUCUGGAAAACCUCAUUAGAUUACCCACGGCAUGCGGAGAGCAGAAUUUGGUCCGUUUCAUGCCGGAUUUGAUCAUUCUGCAAUACCUGAGAAGCACCCGACAAAUCAAUCCAACGAUAGAGAACGAGGCGAUUCGAAAUUUGGAAACGAAUUACCAAGCACAGCUGACUUACAAGAGAGACGAUGGGUCUUUUAGCCCGUUUGCUUCCAGAGACGGUAACGGAAGUGUUUGGUUAACGGCUUAUACUCUUUUCGCACUGAAACAAGCCAAACCGUUUAUCUACGUCGAUGACAACAUUAUAGCAAACGCACUGAACUGGUUGUUGGAAGUUCAAGGCAGAAACGGCAGUUUUUACGAAACUGGAAAUGUCCUACAUAAGGAACUGCAAAGCAGGGAUGGAAAUAGUUUAGCCCUUACGGCAUACACAGUCUUGUCCUUCAUUGAAAGUAACCAGAGAAGCAACCCUCUUGUUACAAACGCCAUAAACAAAGGCCUGGACUACAUAGCCAGAAACAUAGACGAACAGGAAUCAGCGUACACUAUAUCUCUGUGCAGUUACGCCCUUCAACUAGCAAAGCACAGCUCGAAGCUGGGAGUUCUAAACCUACUAGACGCCAAAUCAAAGUCCAAAGGCAACGUGAAGUGGUGGGCCAAAGACACCCCUUCCAAUGAAGACAAGAAUCCUUGGAGGAACCUACCUAGAUCCAUCGAUAUAGAGACGACGUCCUACGGACUGCUCUCCUUCAUAGAAGCCAAUUUACUCUCCGACGCUGUUCCGGUCUUAGAUUGGUUGCUGAAUCAACAGAACAGCCUCGGUGGUUUCACCUCGUCCCAGGACACUGCCGUCGGCUUGCAUGCCCUGUACAAGCUGGUGACCAGACUGGCCAGUCCUACUAACAUGCAAGUGGAAUUUGAGUAUGGAAAGGAGGGAACGGGCAAGUUCAGCGUCAACAAGAACAAUAUAAUGAUCCUGCUCAAUACGGAGAUAAGCAAAGACUCCAGAGAAGUAAACGUGACGGCUCAAGGAACGGGCCUCGCCGUCUUCCGCGUCUCCUACCGAUACAACGUGAACGUCACCGGGCCCUGGCCCUUGUUCACCUUAGACCCACAAGUGGACAAGAUCUCCAACAGAAACCACUUGCAGGUUUCGAUAUGCGCGGGAUUCGUGAGCCGCAACCUGUCGGAAACUAGGGAGAGCAACAUGGCGGUCAUGGAGGUGACCCUCCCUUCGGGAUUCACCAUCGACGUAGACUCGUUGCCUAGCCUGGAAGUGUCCCAGAACGUACAAAAAGUAGAGACCAGCCACGGGAACACCAAAGUGAACCUUUACUUCAACAACAUAACCGUCGAGGAGUACUGCCCGACGAUAUCGGCGUUCAGAACGCACAAAGUCGCCAGACAGAAGCCCGUGCCCGUCGUUUUAUACGAUUACUACGACAGCUCGAGACGGGCGAGGAUAUUUUACAACGGCCUCACUUCCACGUUAUGCGACAUUUGCGAAGGCGAGGAAUGCGGGGAUAUUUGCCAGAAAGGCGCCAGUUCCGAUCCUCAGGUGCGGGAAGUUGGGCAGUCUCCCGAUUCGAGCACGAGCAAUCACGCGCCCGUCUGGAUACUCGCUUUCUCAGUUGGAUUCUUGAUCUGGCGUUGACGACAUCCACCGAUUAAUUAAACUAAUUAGCGAUUACCAAAUUAACAGAUUCCUAUUUAAUUAUUAACGCUGGGAUGUAUAUAAACUAACGUACAUUGUAUAGAUAACUGCUGUGAUGUCCUGUGGCGGGUCGGGGUACCGUAGUGUUGAGCAAAAACGCGUAUACGUUGAAUGUAAACUGGAGUGAUUAUGUUGAAUGUACGAGCUCUAAUAAUAUCUGAUGGAAUUUUUAAAUAUAGUUUUCCAAAUUCACUUCAACUAUACAAAUAAUAUUUCUGAUAAAUUCGGGCUUAUUUUUACGGUAAAUAAGUCACCUACCUCUCCUUGUUCCCAAGAUAGCUUGUUUUAUAACGUUAAUUGUUAAUCAACUACUGGACGUAUCGGAGCGGGAUUUUAAAAACAAUUAAAGAAAGAGUUAAAAUAAUAUUCUCAAAAAGUUUUACAUUGACAGCUCGUGUAAUAAAAGCGCUAGCAGCAGUAAACGUUAACGUUAAUGAACGGCCUGCACACGGGAGAAAGAGCGCCGAGCCCGCGCACGCGCGUGAACGCCGCCCUCGACGUCGCGCGAGGUUUUUUAACCGAAUUUGAAACGUUCAAGGCAAAAAAUUCGCGCGCGUCCGAGAGCGGCGUUCACGCAUAUGCGCGGGCCCGGCGCGCGUUCUAAUAAUGUCUACUAAUAAUUUUUUCAAGUUUUCAAGAAGAAUAUUAUCGAAAACAGUUCCACAAUGAAGACGGUAAUGUAAAAUACGGUUCUGUGAUAUUAUUAACUGUUAUUGCCAAAAUUAUCGCUCCUUCCACCAUUUAGUUGUUAGGGCUCAUAUACAGGGUAGGAAAGUACCGAUGGUCUAUCUGAAGUUACGUGAGAGCGAUAAAGUA